Messenger RNA from Osmerus eperlanus (European smelt), 2540 nucleotides. RefSeq names its product fibronectin type III domain-containing protein 7-like. The transcript is spliced from 9 exons. Bases 272 to 1942 code for a protein of 556 amino acids. Gene Ontology annotation, molecular function: protein binding. Lineage: Eukaryota; Metazoa; Chordata; Actinopteri; Osmeriformes; Osmeridae. The record is from RefSeq and is a predicted model, not a curated record.
CUCCCCCCCUGCAGUGCCCUGCCAGCCCCAGGGGGUCAACGCCAGCCAGAACUGUGUGACCAACUCUGUGUGGGUGUGGUGGAGGCCCUCCCCUGGCGUGCAGGGCUACACGGUGGUGGGCGUGUCGGCGGAGGGGCUCAACUCCUCCUGCUCCACCUCCAACAACACCUGUGAGCUGCCCGACCUCGUCUGCGGAGAGCACUACACCAUCAACGUAACCGCUAGCAACGGGCUCUGCGACGGCCCGCCCAGCGCCACCUUCGAUAUCGUCAUGGCUCCUUGUUCUCUCUCCAGCAUCACAGCUUUCGCCCAGUGCCACAACAGCUCUAUCCAGGUGGAGUGGCAGCGCCUGUCAGCCGGACUGAGGAACCCCGUGUACACAGCCACGGCGGAGGGCAGCGACCACUCCUUCCUGUACUGCAACAGCUCGUCGUCCAGCUGUGUCCUCCAGGAGGCGCACUGCGGCCUGCAGUACUCCGUCAUCGUGGCACCCUCGUCUGACAAGUGUAGCAGGCUGAGGAGUGCCCCCUACAGGAUCAGCAUGGAACCCUGCCCACCACAGGAUGUGGUCAUCAACUCUUCCUGUGAGUUGCGCGGCGCGCUGGUGUCGUGGGCGGCGUCCACCGUGGCGGAGGCGUACCGGGUAACGGCUGCCGGUGCCGGUGGAGACGUCAGGACGUGUAACUCCACGGCAGCCAACUGCAGCCUGGCCGAUCUGAGCUGUGGGCAGACCUACGCUGUCUCCGUGGUCGCCAGCCACCAGAACUGCUCCAGCACGCCCAGCCAGAACAUCAGCUUCAACACCGCCCCCUGCCAGCCCUCGUCGCUCUCGGUUACUCUCCAGUGUUCUAACCAGUCAGCGGAGCUCUCGUGGGCUGCGGCUCCGGGUGCCGUGGCGUACUACGGCCGCGCCCAGCCCGGUAACGGAACAUCGCUGUUCUGCGCCGCCGCCGGCACCUCCUCCUGCUCCUUCGUGGGGCUGCAGUGCGGUGCCGAGUACAACUUCUCCGUGCAGGCGUCGGACGGGACCUGUAACUCCUCCUUCAGCGCCUCCCUGCUGGACGGAGCAGCCCCCUGUCCCCCAGACCAGCUGAAAGUGUGGAUGACCACCAUGCAGGGUCUUCUCCACGUGCUGCGGGCGUCCUGGGCCCAGGUGAGCUGCCCAGGGACAGAGUACCUGCUGGAGGUGAGGGGCUCUAUCCAGGGGGACCUGCUUUCCCAGUUCCACCUGGCCUCCUACUGGAGCAGCUCGACCUACUUCGAGAUGCCCCUGCCCUGUGGCUCAGCCUACAACGCCACGGUGACCAGUAGGAGCGCUGCCGGGACCAGCUCCCCCUCUGGGGCGGUGACAGGAACUACAGCUCCAUGUCCUCCUCCAUACGUCUCGUACCAUGGGGAUAACUCCUCCGCCCUGGUUGCGUGGAACGCGUCGGUGUACGCCAGCAUGUACACCGUGUACGAUGUGAGGGCGGCGGUGCGCCUGAGUGUGUGCAGCACGCCGCUGCUGUCCUGCCCUGUCACCGACCUCAACCCCGGGGACCUGGAGGUUACCGCUAGCAACACUGCCGGGGAGAGCCCGCCCACCCAGAACAUCACAGUGCUGUCUGCGGACAGGAGGAGGAAGAGGGAUGUGAGGGAUGAAGAGCCACAGAUGGCAGGAGGUCGCUUGGUCCCCACGGUGAGGGUCUCCGUGGAAACCUCCACGACACUGCUCGUUGAUUGGUCAUCCGUGCCGGGGGCGGAGACCUACACGCUGGUGGUCCGUGAGCAGGGCGUCUCGGGGCGUCCGCAGGUCCUCACCGUGUACGGGGAGAGCUCCAUCCUCACCGACCUCCGCCCCGCCUCCACCUACUGCGUGUCGGUGUCGGCCUGGGGCCCGGCUGCUCCGGGGCCCUACUCACAGCCGGUGUGUGUGGAGUUGAGCCCGGGGGUCCGCAUGUGAGGAGACACCAAGCAGCUGGACGGAACUCUGUUCUGAAGAGCGGAACGGAACCCCGUUCAGCCACCCGGAGAUUCUACUUCUAGAAUGUGAUUGUUAUUAGAAUCCCAUGUGACCACACAGAGAUUCUACUUCUAGAAUGUGAUUGUUAUUAGAACCCCAUGUGACCACACAGAGAUUCUACUUCUAGAAUGUGAUUGUUAUUAGAAUCCCAUGUGACCACACAGAGAUUCUACUUCUAGAAUGUGAUUGUUAUUAGAACCCCAUGUGACCACACAGAGAUUCUACUUCUAGAAUGUGAUUGUUAUUAGAACCCCAUGUGACCACACAGAUUCUACUUCUAGAAUGUGAAUAGUUUGGUCGGAGCUCUCUGGUGUUGUGUGUGUGGAGCGUGUGGGCAGGUUACAGGGACAGCUGUGUAGAUUUUGAGGACUCAACUGAAUGCUAUGGUUUUAGGGAUAGGUCUGUUCACAAUGUUACAGCUUUGGGUCAGGAAAUGUGAUUUAGUUUCCAACUCCUUAGAUUGAAUUUUGUCUCCUUUGUUCUUGUGACAAACUACCUUCGAUGGAUUCUUAACCCUUGUGUUAUCUUCGGGUCAUUC